Molecule: messenger RNA, 5127 nt
Organism: Adineta ricciae
Lineage: Eukaryota; Metazoa; Rotifera; Eurotatoria; Adinetida; Adinetidae
Source: the annotation of a GenBank genome assembly
AUGAUGAAUACAUCAAACUUAACUAAUGAUGAAAUCUGUCAAUAUUUGUUUCGAUGUGCUUUAUCCGAUGGUUUCGAAUAUGAUUGUCCAUGUAAUAAACAAAAUUGUACAGAAAUGAUGAUAAAUACAUGUAAAUAUUCAGAAUAUUUAAUCAGUUACCCACCAAAAGGAUUAAUCAAUUCAAAUAUUAUCAUUCUGUAUAAGUAUGAUCAUUCUUUGGAUAAUCCAAGUUUUCGGUCGUUUCUCACUGGAAAUAUCAAAUGUCGAGGAUAUGAAUUUCAAACAGAUGUUCUGUUAGAAUUUUAUAUCCAGAAAUAUAUGGAUGAUGGCCAUUUCAUCAAUCAUUUACUUUGUAAAUUAGAUAAUUCUGACUUUGGAUAUCGAAACAUUUCUUCACAAUAUCAAUACGACAAGUUCUGUUGGAAUAACUCAUUAACAUUCAAUGGUCGCCCAUAUGCUGUUAAUACUCGUGCAUGUUCUUCAUCAAAAGAAUGUAUAUCACAAUAUCGAAUCAAUGAUGGAUCGAGGGAUUGCUUUGAUCUGGAAGAUGAGAGUGACGUUCUAAAUAAAAGUUAUUGCACAGGAAAUGUCGGACGACAUCGUUUUCAAUGUCAUAACAAUGAACGCAAAUGCCUUCCAGUGACUAAGUUAGAUAUCGAAAAAACUUUUUGUUCGAAUCGUUACGAUAAAAGCUGGUAUGGAAAUGGUAUUCCACUUCAAAAUCAACUUAGAUGUAAGCCAGAAGAAACUACUGACUGUCAUCGCAUUAAAGAGUACAUUCAACAAUCAUCGAAUAAUAAUUCAAAUAAUUACGAUACAUUUAUUAGUUUUCAACAACAGAAUUUAAAAGGCCGUAUGUUUUUUCAAUCACAUUGUGAUACUUUUUGGAAUUCUGAUACACAUAUUGAUGAAAUGCCUUCUUCAUGUCAAUAUUGGGUAUGUCGAGAUUAUCAAUAUCAAUGUCGAACAGGACAAUGCAUUCGUGAGAAUUGGGUUUGUGAUGGUGAAUGGGACUGUCCUGAUGCAUCUGAUGAAGAAGUUUUUGUAUUAAUAGAAAAAACAUCAAAACAUAAUAAUCGUUUACCAAAUUUUCAAUCAUUACUUGUGAAAUGUCGAGAAAAAUAUCCUAAAAGUCCAUUUUCAAAUGUUUGGAAUACAUCUUUCGAAUUCGGUUGUUAUCUCUCUCAAGUGUCAAAUCCAUUGAAUGUUAGUUUGUAUCGUCCAUGUAUUAAUCUCACUCAAAUUGGUGAUAGAAUAGUGGAUUGCUACAAUGCCUAUGAUGAAAGAAAUACAUUUUCAAUCAAUUCUAAUAUGAGGAAAAUGUGGGGCCUUCAUUUUCGUUGUGCUGACAAGCAUUUGUCUUAUGAAUCAGCUUGUACUCAUUUAUUUAAUUGUACCAAUAUUCAAUGCUCGUACAAUCGAGAUGAAACUGGAUUAUGUUCUGAUAAGAAUGACUUUGUUUGUCUUAAGGAAAAUCAGUGCAAGAAAAAUGGAUGGUGUAAUGGAACAUUCGAUUGUUUCUACGGAGAAGAUGAAUAUUGGUGUUCAUCUCAUUCUCGUAUCACAGAUUCAACAGCAUAUCGAUACGAAAAAGACAAAUUCAUCGACUCAAUGACUCCUCAAGUAAUCUAUCCAUAUUUAGAUGCAUCAAAAGGCAGUAAAUAUCCUUCAGCUAAGUCUCCUGUCAAUUCUGAACCCGAAAUGUCUUCUGAGAAAUAUUCAUAUCAAUGUAACCGCGGUAUUGCUGUUCUUCAGAUGAAUGAAACUCGAUGUUUAUGUCCACCGGCUUAUUUUGGUGAUUUUUGUCAGUUUUUUAGUGAUCGAAUUAGUAUUAUUGCAUCUGUUGAUCAGAAAACUGAACUAACAACAAUAUUGAACCGAACGCUUAAAAUUCGAGCCAACCUUCUAUUCAAUAAACAAAUUGUUGAUCAUCAUGAAUUUCAUAUUGUUUCAAAAUUAGAAAAAAGUCAAACGAUUAAACAUAGAUUUUAUCUUCUCUAUUCAUCAACAAUGGAAAUGCUUUCAUAUAGACGAAAACGUUAUUUUAAUCGAACUGAUAUAAUCACUAAUCAUCCAUAUGAAAUUGAUUUUCAUGUUUUCAUACUUGAAAAGAACAAAAUGGCAGAAGAAAUCGGUUCUUGGUAUUAUCCAAUUUAUUUUGAUUAUUUACCUGCAUUUCGUCUAGCAGUUGUAUUAAAAUUUCCAUCUUCAAUUCAAAAUACAACACUUGUUCCGUACUGUCAACAAACGUGCAAAACAAAUUCGAAUUGUCUUCCAAUUUUUAAUCAGAACAAUUCUUAUUACUGUUCUUGUAAAAAUGGUUAUUUUGGAUCAAACUUUCAUACGUAUGAAUAUCUUUGUAAGACGUUUUGUUCAGCUAAUGCACUGUGUCGAGUUGAUGAAUCUGAUUUCCGAACGAAGAAGAAGAAACCUUAUUGUAUUUGCCCAUUGGGCCAUUUUGGAGCGCGUUGUCAUUUGAGAUAUAAUGAUUGUUAUUCAAAUAUAUGCUUAAAUAAUGGAACUUGUAUUACGUAUUAUGAUCCAAGUGGGGAAAACCUUUUACAAUGUAAAUGUUCAGAAGGAUUUUUUGGACGACAAUGUGAAAAUGUGAAGCCGUCUGUUCACGUUCAUUUGAAUAUGACACAGUCAAUGUCUACUCGCGCGGUUGUUAUUCAAUGUUAUGAUUAUCCUUUUCUCUCUCCCGUACUUGAAACUAAAGAUCAACAGCUUUACAAAACUUUACCAUCAUCAGUUAGAUUGUAUCAAUCGAAACAGUCCAUAUCUGCACUUGGCAUUCUCAAAAUUUAUCAAGAUCUAUUACAAGCACAAUAUUUUCUUAUUUAUUGUCUAACAUCUCAAUUGACGAUUAACAUCACAUCAUCUCCACAAUAUUGUUCACAUGCUUCUUCAUUAUUACCUAAAGAAUUAGAUCAGUCUAUUGAAAACGUUUAUAAAUAUCAUCAAAUUUGUCGACAUGACAUAAAACCUGUCUGCUUUUAUGACGAAGACUAUUUUUGUAUUUGUCAACAAGAUCAUUAUCGUGCUGAAUGUUUUAUUCGCGAUAUUGAACGGGAUUCUUGUGAGAAAUGUUUAUCUGGAGGAAAAUGUCUUCAAGGUGGUUUAAAAAAUCCAAAUGAUUUCCUUUGUCUUUGUCCUAAUUGUCAUCAAGGACACCAAUGUGAAUUUAGUAUGGAAGUAUUUGGUGUCACUGUCGAAUCACUUCUUAUUGAUUAUUCGAAACAAGUCAAGAUUACCUAUACAUCGAUCGUGGUUUUUUCUCUUUCUGAUUGGUUUNAUUGGCGAGAAAUUUGUGAUGGAAAGCAAAGAUGUCCAAACGGAAUUGAUGAAGAAAAUUGUGAUAAAUUAGCAUUCAAUGAAUGUGAAGACGAUGAAUUUCGAUGUACAAAUGGAAUGUGCAUUGCAGAAGUAUUCUGGCUCGAUGGUCAUUAUGAUUGUAUGGAUUGGAGCGAUGAAUAUAAUUCUGGUAUUGGAGAUUGGUGUUGGUUGGAACCGGAUGCCAUCGAUUGUGAUGAACAUUUAUGUUUACCUCCUCUUUAUUCAUGUGGUGAUGGACAAUGCAUUUCAUGGAAUCCUCUAAUGGCAAUUGAACGAAUACUAGAUUUUGACGAAGACUGUUUUAAUAUGCGCAAUCUAAAUUAUAUGUGCGAGUUGAUCUAUCCUCAACCUACCUGGACAUUGGUAGAUGGAUUAUGCUGGCCAGAUAUAGGCUAUGAUGAUCCUCGAUAUCCUCCAUGGAACAUGAUGAAUACAUCAAACUUAACUAAUGAUGAAAUCUGUCAAUAUUUGUUUCGAUGUGCUUUAUCAGAUGGUUUCGAAUAUGAUUGUCCAUGUAAUAAACAAAAUUGUACAGAAAUGAUGAUAAAUACAUGUAAAUAUUCAGAACAUUUAAUUAGUUACCCACCAAAAGGAUUAAUCAAUUCAAAUAUUAUUAUCCUGUAUAAGUAUGAUCAUUCUUUGGAUAAUCCAAGUUUUCGGUCGUUUCUCACUGGAAAUAUUAAAUGUCGAGGAUAUGAAUUUCAAACAGAUGUUCUGUUAGAAUUUUAUAUCCAGAAAUAUGUGGAUGAUGACCAUUUCAUCAAUCAUUUUCUUUGUAAAUUAGAUAAUUCUGAGUUUGGAUAUCGAAACAUUUCUUCACAAUAUCAAUACGACAAGUUCUGUUGGAAUAACUCAUUAACAUUCAAUCGUCGCCCAUAUGCUGUUAACACUCGUAUACCAAAAAAACUUUUUUUUUGUUCGAAUCGUUACGAUAAAAGUUGGUAUGGAAAUGGUAUUCCACUUCAAAAUCAGCUUAGAUGUAAGCCAGAAGAAACUACUGACUGUCAUCACAUUAAAAAUUUUCAACAACAGAAUUUAAAAGGUCGUAUGUUUUUUCAAUCACAUUGUGAUACUUUUUGGGAUUCUGAUACACAUAUUGAUGAAAUGUCCUCUUCAUGUCAAUAUUGGGUAUGCCGAGAUUAUCAGUAUCAAUGUCGAACAGGACAAUGUAUCCCUGAGAAUUGGGUUUGUGAUGGUGAAUGGGAUUGUCCUGAUGCAUCUGAUGAAGAAGGUUUUGUAUUAAUAGAAAAAACAUCAAAACAUAAUAAUCGUUUACCCAAUUUUCAAUCAUUACUUGAGAAAUGUCGAGAAAAAUAUUCUAAAAGUCCAUUUUCAAAUGUUUGUAAUACAUCUUUCGAAUUCGGUUGUUAUCUCUCUCAAGUGCCAAAUCCAUUGAAUGUUAGCUUGUAUCGUCCAUGUAUUAAUCUCACUCAAAUUGGUGAUAGAAUAGUGGAUUGCUAUAAUGCCUAUGAUGAAAGAAAUACAUUUUCAAUCAAUUCUAAUAUGAGGAGAAUGUGGGGCCUUCAUUUUCUUUGUGCUGACAAGCAUUUGUCUUAUGAAUCAGCUUGUACUCAUUUACUUAAUUGUACCGAUAUUCAAUGCUCAUACAAUCGAGAUGAAACUGGAUUAUGCUCUGAUAAGAAUGACUUUGUUUGUCUUAAGGAAAAUCAGUGCAAGAAAAAUGGAUGGUGUAAUGGAACAUUCGAUUGUUUCUACGGAGAAGAUGAAUAUUGGUGUUCAUCUCAUCCUCGUGUCACAGAUUCAACAGCAUAUCGAUACGAAAAAAAUUAA